AUGGUUUCCUCCUUGAUUCUUCUUCGCCUCAUUCGAACGGGAGUCCAGAGCUUCCCCCAGAAAAUCAGAAAUGGGGGACCCGACCGCCGUCCCGCGGGCCUCGAGCUGCCUCGAUCACAGCGCGACAUCCCACGAGACACCACACCAUCUUUCUCUCACACAUUCACAGAAGUUACUCGCCCCCGGGUCCCAAAACUCUCUUCCGCUGUGCGUCUUGCGGCCCAUGCUGCCACGAACUUGGGAGCCUGGGCCAGGCUUGGCUUUCCAGGAAGGCCGCCCUUCGCUGUUUCGAGGUAG
Messenger RNA from Colletotrichum paranaense, 297 nucleotides. RefSeq lists its product as uncharacterized. The transcript has a single exon. NCBI's taxonomy places the organism in Eukaryota, Fungi, Ascomycota, Sordariomycetes, Glomerellales, Glomerellaceae. The record is from RefSeq and is a predicted model, not a curated record. The coding region runs from base 1 to 297 and encodes 98 amino acids.